Molecule: messenger RNA, 2745 nt
Organism: Syzygium oleosum
Lineage: Eukaryota; Viridiplantae; Streptophyta; Magnoliopsida; Myrtales; Myrtaceae
Product: receptor-like protein 49
Exons: 1
Coding region: 1-2745 (914 amino acids)
Molecular function (GO): protein binding
Source: RefSeq, a predicted model, not a curated record
AUGGAAAAAGAGUCAUUUCACUUCAGCUAUAUGAUACUCUUGCUUACUAUUGUUGCUUCACACUCUCUUGCUUCAACCCAACCACGUUGCCGUGAAGACGAGAGAUCUGCGUUGUUGGACUUCAAGGCAACCUUCUUCACCUUAGAGCCUCCGUGUUGUUCCAGCGCCACUUCAGAUGUGCAAGCAAAUAUUGAAUCCUGGAAUGCAUCAACAGGGGAAGCUAAAAGCGACUGCUGUUCAUGGGCUGGUGUUGAGUGUGAUGAGGUAAGUGGUCACGUGAUCGGCCUCGACCUCAGUUGCAGUUGUCUCUCUGGUAAAAUCAACUCCAACACCAGUAUUUUCCGUCUUCUUCAUCUAAGAAGCCUUAACCUUGCCUUCAAUGACUUCAAUUGUCAGAUUCCUCCGGCAAUUGGAAAUCUUGGUUCCUUGGGGGACUUGAACUUUUCCGGCUCCAACUUCAUGGGCCACAUCCCACAUUCGCUCGGUAACUUGACCCUACUUGUCCAUCUAGACCUCUCAAAUAAUAGGCUAAUAGGCCCAACACUCGUAGACCUAAACAUAUUCAAUCCUCCCAUCAGUCGAUGGAGACAACCUCCGUUGGGCGAUCUAUAUGUCAACCAAUUUAUAGGUGAAAUCCCAUCUUCUUUUGGACGUCUUGGUCACACGAAGCAUUCAGAUCUACGCUUUAAUUCUUUCACGGGUGAAAUUCCAUCUUUCUUGGGAAAUUUGGUCCAGCUUAAGGAUUUAAGUCUAGCGGGCAAUAUGUUUUUUGGGCAAAUUCCAUCCUCUCUUGGGAAUCUCGUUCAACUUACUUGUUUAGAUUUAAGCUUAAAUAAGUUAACAGGUGAAAUUCCGUCUUCCAUUGGAAACCUAGCUCGACUUACUCAUUUAGAUCUUGGAUACAAUCAAUUAGUGGGCGAGAUUCCACUCUCCUUCCAAAACCUCCUGGAGCUUAGGUUCUUAACACUUCGGUCGAAUCAAUUAAGUGGCGAAAUUCCAUUCUCGUUGGGGAUACUCACCCAGUUGAUUGACGUUGACCUUUCAUUCAACCAAUUCCAUGGUGCAAUUCCAAGCACAAUUUUCCAAUUACAGAAUCUCGACACUCUUAAUUUGAAUUCAAAUAACUUGAGUGGCACUGUAAAGUUAGAUAGGUUUGCAGAGAUCGAAUUCCUUCGAGUACUUGGGUUAUCCUCUAACAAACUGUCAUUGAUCGUCGAAACCGACAAACAUCAACAGUACUUUGCUCUAGGCUUAGGUUCAUGUAACUUGAAUGGUUUCCCUGAGUUUCUACAAUUUCAAGAAGAAUUGUUUUUCCUAGAUCUAUCCUACAAUAACAUUUCUGGUCAAGUUCCCGAAUGGUUUCUGAAUGUGAGUCCACAAUGCCUACAUCAUUUGAACCUUUCUGGCAACUUUCUAACAAGUUUUACUCAAGACCCCGUUAUUUUCAAGUGGGGACAACUCGUUGUAGCAGACCUCCGUUUCAACGAGUUGCAAGGAUCAGUUCCUAUUCCCCCUCCUGAAAUGUGGUACUACUUCAUCUCAAAUAAUAGGCUCUCGGGAGAAAUAUCACCACUCAUAUGCAAUCUAACGUCUAUCCAGAUGAUCGAUUUGUCUUAUAACAAUUUGACCGGGUCUCUUCCACAAUGUUUGAGUAAUUUGAGUGGUACUUUGGAAGUAAUGAGUUUACAGAGCAACAACUUUAUCGGCAAAAUUCCUAAUUUGAAUGGGAAUUCCUGUGCGCUUAUUAUGAUUGAUCUGAGUUUCAAUAAAUUGCACGGGCCAUUGCCAAGAUCGCUCCGCAACUGUGACGAUUUGGAAUUCCUAAAUUUCGGAAACAAUCAAAUUAGUGAUGUUUUCCCGUCAUGGUUAGGCUCACUUCUCAACUUGAAGGUACUUAUAUUGCGGGAUAACAGAUUUCACGAACUUAUUGGGGAACCUGCUGAUAGGGUUGAGUUCCCUACACUGCAAAUCAUUGACCUAUCCCAAAAUACUUUUUCCGGUAGCUUGCCAUCUGGAUACUUCAAGCAUUGGGCUGCCAUGAAAGUUUCUGAGACAAAUUCAUCAAGCUACAUUGGGGAUGCUAUUAAGCGGGCCUGGAUUUUCUCUUCAGACGCAACCUUUGACUACUCUAUGAGAGUAAUUGCCAAAGGCAUCCAAAUGAAUUACUCAAAGAUCCAAGGAUACCUCACAUUGAUUGAUCUCUCGAGCAACAAUUUCAGCGGAGCGAUCCCCGAGACCAUCGGAAGCCUAAAGCAAAUAGAAUUGCUCAACCUUUCCAACAAUAUUCUCUUCGGUCCUCUGCCUCCAUUCUUGGCAAACCUCACGAAUUUGGAGGCAUUGGAUCUUUCUCAAAAUCAGCUCUCAGGAGAGAUCCCUCAGGAGUUGACGCAACUCACUUCACUUGCGGUUUUCAACGUAUCUUAUAACCGUAUGACCGGGCCGAUACCGCAGUCACGGCAGUUUGCUACAUUCGAAAACAACUCCUACAAGGGAAACUCAGGGCUAUGCGGCACUCCUCUGUCUAGAAAAUGCGGAGAUCCCAAAGCGUCGCCGCCAUCAUCUCCGACGUCUGAAGAAGAUCAAGAUUCGGGAAGUGCAAUGGAAUUUGACUGGAAGAUCGUGUGCAUGGGGUAUGCGAGUGGGUUAGUGAUUGGGCUGGUCCUCGAGAACACCUUGAUCACAGGAAGAAGGGCUCAGAGCCUUGUGAAGAACUUUGGCAGAAGAAAGCAAAGGCGAAGAAGGUAG